AUGCAAACUAUUAAAUGUGUGGUCGUAGGAGAUGGUGCAGUCGGAAAAACAUGUUUAUUGAUUAGUUAUACAACGAAUAAAUUUCCAAGUGAAUAUGUUCCAACCGUAUUUGAUAACUAUGCUGUUACAGUCAUGAUUGGUGGCGAACCAUAUACAUUAGGCUUAUUUGAUACUGCUGGUCAGGAAGAUUAUGAUCGUCUCCGUCCAUUGAGUUAUCCUCAAACGGAUGUCUUCUUGGUGUGCUUUAGUGUUGUGUCACCGUCAUCAUUUGAAAACGUUCGCGAAAAAUGGGUGCCAGAAAUCUCUCAUCAUUGUGCUAAAACUCCAUUUUUACUUGUUGGUACUCAAAUUGAUCUUCGGGAAGAUCCUAAUACUAUGGAAAAACUGCAAAAGUCUCGCCAAAAGCCGACGUCAUCUGAACAAGGGGAUAAACUUGCGCGAGAACUCAGAGCUGUCAAAUAUGUCGAAUGCAGUGCAUUGACACAAAAAGGUUUGAAAAACGUCUUCGAUGAAGCUAUUCUGGCCGCACUCGAACCACCGAAAAAAUCGAAGAAAACAACAUGUGCACUGCUAUAA
This is a messenger RNA of Adineta ricciae, 576 nucleotides long. The record is from the annotation of a GenBank genome assembly. Lineage: Eukaryota; Metazoa; Rotifera; Eurotatoria; Adinetida; Adinetidae.